Molecule: messenger RNA, 945 nt
Organism: Yamadazyma jaroonii
Lineage: Eukaryota; Fungi; Ascomycota; Pichiomycetes; Serinales; Debaryomycetaceae
Source: the annotation of a GenBank genome assembly
AUGAGUGUUGAUACCAUUAAUGAUCUGAAUAACAGUAAUGAUGAUAUCACUAAUAACGGAUUAAACGAGGUUCUGCAAAUACGAACUCUUGAUGAUUUAAUUUCUAAACACAAAUCAGAGAAAAAAGAUUUACAAGGUAAGAUCACAGGUUUGAAAAAGCAGAUCAACAAAAAAAAUAAGAAGCAAAUUCAACAUGAUAUCCAACAAUUGGAAGCUGAUCUUGAUUAUCAACAAUCACAAGAAUUAGCUGAUUUUCAACAAUCUACCAAUGAUCGUCCAAGUGACGAAACUCAUGUUGAAAAUAAUAAUCAAUCAGAGAAAAUAAAUCAUAUUUCAGAUACAACUGAAAUUGACGAAAAAUUAUCGGAUUUAUCCAUUGGACCUAAGAAGAAACGUAAUAGACAAAAGGAAAGGUUAGCAAAGAGAAAUGCUAAAAUCCAACAAAUGAAAGAUGAUGCACUUGAUGAGUCUAAGGAUAUGGUGGAUUAUAGGUCAAUUGAAAUUAAUACCAUGAAUGAAUUACUUAAAUUGAAUAAAUUGAAAGUAUUUGAAGUCAAUGCCGAUGGAAAUUGUUUGUUUAAUUCGAUAAGGGAUCAAUUGGCUUUAAAGCAUGAAUUGAAUUUAACUAUUGAAGAAUUAAGAAUCAAAGCCUCCGCUUACAUUCUUGCCCAUCCCGAUGACUUCAUUCCGUUCUUAAUGGAAAAGGAUGAAAUAAUAGAUAUUGAAGAAUAUUGUAAAAAAUUGUCCACCACUACUAUGUGGGGCUCCGACAUUGAGAUUUUGGCCUUUAGUAAGAUUUUUGAUUGCCCCAUUGAAGUUUACUUGGUGGGGGCCAAUAAAUUAAUGUUUAACGAUGAAGGAAUUGAACUGGUCUUGAAGAUUGCUUUUUAUAAACAUAGUUUUGGUCUAGGAGAACAUUAUAAUAGUUUAAGAGAUGUAAAUUAA